AUGGCGAUGAUGAUGACUGGCCGUGUGCUGCUGGUGUGUGCCCUCUGCGUGCUGUGGUGCGGUGCGGUUUUUGGACACGCUGAGGGUUUGGCAGCUGUCGGUGGCAGCUCUGGUGGUGACAACAGUCCUGGAAGUGAAGGUGGCUCACGUGGAGGUCCUGAAGUAAAUUCCUCUUUGGAGCCUCUUUCUGUUGUUGGAGGUCCCAAAGGAAAUAUGAUGUCUUCGUUGGAAACUUCUCUCUCUGUUGGUAGUAUUCCUCCAAAUUCUCUUUCCGAAGAGGGUGAUGGUCUACAGUCCCUUGGCGAUACGCUCAAUUCUGAGGACGAGGUAUCUUCAGAUGUAAGUGGUCCGUCAGUACAAACAAAAACGCCUGGACAGUCCGAUUCGCCCAUCGUGAAGGCACCGGAGAAGUCAGAUCCCAAAAUAAAAACGCACAUCUCUGAUAAACAAGGAGAAGCAGGAAGUACAGAGGAUAAUGAGGAUGCAACAGAAAGCGAGAAAAGGCAUAGUGAGGUGGUGAAGAGAGACACCUCCAGCGCCCUCCAAUCACCGCCAACACCGCCAGUACCGGCGUACCCAGCAGAAGAAACCCCACUAGCACCAGCAAACUUACGGAAUGCAGUAGAAGAAAAGCGAAACACACCGCCGUCACAAACCAAAACGGAUCCCGAGGCACCAGAACCGUCUCUAGAGGAUGCUGAGGCAGAGAAACACGGUGAAGGAACAACCAAAUCCGAUUCGAUGAAGGAUGCAGCUAAAGGCCGUUCAGGAGAUUCAACACCAUCAUCCAUCUCUACAAGUGACAGCGUUGACGCCCAGAGGAAGGCGGAGGAGGAGGAUGACAAUGAGAUGGAAGCCCUCAAUCCCAAUGAAGCCUCUAUUUUACCUUUGGUGAACAAAAAUGGUCAAGGAAACGUGAUUCCAUCUUUUUCUGCUGAACAGCAGGAGCAAAAAGGACAGCCGUUGGGGAAAAGCGGUGCGGGCGGUGUACCCGCAUCACCACUGUCCACUGUAACGAGUUCCUCAGCAGGCAAGGAGUCCGUAAAGCAUUUGACACCAGGAACAUCUCCUGAUGGGCAUCAAAAUGUGGAUGGCGGUUCUACUGCUGAUGGCUACCAAACGGUGAGCACAGGAUAUGGAGAUAAAACGCAGGAGGAUGCACCACACAAAACUCCUACGGGAAACCUUGCCACAGCAGAUGCAAAUGGCCCUACAACUAUGGGCGUGGGGCAAGAUGGAACCACAGUGAAUACUGAGGUGGGUGCGAGCUCCGCUGAGGAUGAGGAGAAGGUGGCAGGAAAGAAUGUGCAGGAGGAAGAGGUCCAGCCACAGAACAGGGAUGUGAAUGGUGCGGCACUCAACAGCAGCCUCGGACAUUUGUCGCAGGGGAAUAACAGCGAUGCCGGCACUGUGCGUGGGAGCGGACUGCUGCUGCUGCUGCUGCUGCUCCUGUUGGGACUGUGGGGGUUUGCGACUCUGUGA
This is a messenger RNA of Trypanosoma cruzi, 1482 nucleotides long. Its product is annotated as mucin-associated surface protein (MASP), putative. The transcript has a single exon. Lineage: Eukaryota; Euglenozoa; Kinetoplastea; Trypanosomatida; Trypanosomatidae. Bases 1 to 1482 code for a protein of 493 amino acids. The record is from RefSeq and is a predicted model, not a curated record.